AUGACUGUCCGGCAAGGACCGGCGCGUCUGGCCCAGCGGCUCCCCGAGCUGAUGGCCAAGCCGGCCUUCCGAUCGUCGGUUGCCGCCCGAGCCUUCCACCAGCAGACCAGCAAGCGCAGCAGCAUCAGCAUGGCACCGCGCAGCCUCACGGCCCAGCUGGCGACCGGGAGCAGGAACGCGUUCGCCCGUCCCCAGGCCAGGUCGUACUACCAGCAGGCGCAGCAGGCGCAGCAGGGCCAGGGCGCCGGCACGCGCAAGCUCCUGGUCGGGGGCGCAAUCUUCGGCGGAACGCUGGUGGCCAUCAACAUCGUCUUCAACCGGGAGACGCGUGACGACGGAGGCAUGCCCGUCUUCGAGCGGGACUACCUCAACAACACCUUCCUCCACACCGGCCUGGGCAUCGGCAUCAUCGGACUCACGGCGCGCCAGAUGGUCAACACCGGAUUCGUCUACAGGCUCAUGGUUACGAACCCCUGGGUCGUCGGUCUCGGUGGUCUCGCUCUGAGCUUUGGCACCAUGAUUGGUACGCGCUCCAUCAGCCCUGACAACUACGUGGCCAAGUAUGCCAUGUGGACCGCCUUCAACGCCACCCAGGCCGCCUUUGUCGCUCCCCUGCUCGCCUUCGUCCCCCCGGCUCUCCUCGGCCGCGCCGGCCUGUACACGAUCGCCAUGAUGGGUGCCCUGUCCGUCGUGGGCGCCACGGCCAAGCAGGAGAAGUACCUGUACAUCGGCGGUCCCCUCUUGGCCGGCGCUGCCAUCGUCGCCGUCUCCGGUCUCGCCCCUCUCGUCAUCCCCGCCACGGCCGCCCGCACGCUGGCCUUCACCGAGAACAUCUGGCUGUACGGUGGUCUGGCCGUCUUCGGCGGCUUCACCCUGUACGACGUCCAGAAGGUGCUGCACCACGCCCGCCUGGCCGAGAGGGGAGUCAUCCCCCGCGACCCCGUCAACGAGAGCAUCUCUCUCGAGCUCGACUUCCUCAACAUCUUCAUCCGCAUGGUGCAGAUUCUCAUGAUGCAGCAGAACCGCAAGAAAUAA
Molecule: messenger RNA, 1035 nt
Organism: Geosmithia morbida
Lineage: Eukaryota; Fungi; Ascomycota; Sordariomycetes; Hypocreales; Bionectriaceae
Product: growth hormone-inducible transmembrane protein
Exons: 2
Coding region: 1-1035 (344 amino acids)
Cellular component (GO): mitochondrial inner membrane
Source: RefSeq, a predicted model, not a curated record